Pseudozyma flocculosa PF-1 is the source of this 1917-nucleotide messenger RNA. RefSeq lists its product as uncharacterized. Gene Ontology annotation, molecular function: calcium ion binding; mannosyl-oligosaccharide 1,2-alpha-mannosidase activity. Gene Ontology annotation, cellular component: membrane; endoplasmic reticulum. The record is from RefSeq and is a predicted model, not a curated record. NCBI's taxonomy places the organism in Eukaryota, Fungi, Basidiomycota, Ustilaginomycetes, Ustilaginales, Ustilaginaceae. Bases 1 to 1917 code for a protein of 638 amino acids. The transcript is spliced from 4 exons. Gene Ontology annotation, biological process: carbohydrate metabolic process; N-glycan processing.
AUGGGUGCCAGCGCUUCCGCCACCGACGACAGUGCCGCCGCCCGCCGCUCGACUGCUGCCAACGCCAAGGCCAGCAGUGACGGCCGCGUCCGCCGCACCAUCCGCCUUGUGCUAGCCUCCAUCGCCGCCGCCUGCUUCGCUUAUGCCGCCUACGGCUACUUGUCGCCGGCGGGCAACGGCGCUCCGUCCGCGGCCACGGCCAGCCCCAAGCCCUACAAGGUCCUCGACGACUUCAAGCCCUACCAGGCUCCCAGGAAGACGGUGCUCGAUGACAAGCUGCCGCCGCGACGGCCGCUGCCCCAGCAGCCCAUCCGGGCCGCCGACGUCGAGAGGCAGGCCGCCGUCCUCGACGCCUUUGUCCACUCCUGGUCCGCCUACCGCGACAACGCCUGGGGCUACGACGAGUACCACCCGCUCAGCAAGAGCGGCAGCAACCUCUCCGGCAAGCCGGGCAAGGGCAUCGGCUACACGAUCGUCGACAGCCUCGACACCAUCAUCCUCCUCGGCCUGGCGGACGAGUACCGCAGAGCCAGAGACUGGGUGCGGGACGAGCUCGACUGGAACAUCGAGGGGCGCCUCAACGUCUUUGAGACGACCAUCAGGACGCUGGGCGGCCUGCUCUCGGCCUCGGCGCUGAUCCGCGACCCUCCGAACCCGGCCAUCACCGCCAGCGAGGAGGAUGCCGAGCUCUUCCUCAGCAAGGCUGCCGGGCUCGCAGAGCGCCUGGUGCCCGCGUUCCAGACAAAGAGCGGCGUCCCGCUGCGCGAGGUCGACCUGCAGACGGGCGAGGCGUUCGCCGACGCCGACAACAACAACGCCAGCAGCCUCGCCGAGGCCACGACGCUGCAGCUCGAGUUCAAGUACCUCGCCCACCUGCUCGACGACCGCUUCUACUGGAGGCUCGCCGAGCAGCCGAUGCACGUCGCUCGCAGGCAGAGCCUCCAGGUGCCCCAGUUCUACACGCUCCUCCCCAUCUUCCUCAACCCGCACACGGGCCACUUCUACAUGUCCGACAUCCGCCUCGGGUCGCGCGGAGACUCGUAUUACGAGUACCUGGUCAAGCAGUGGCUCCAGACCAACCGCACCGAGCACGUCUACAAGGCCAUGUACGACUCGGCCGUCUUUGGCAUCAAGACGAUCCUCGUCAAGACGUCGGUGCACUCGGAGCCGCCGCUCAUGAUCACGGCCGAGCUGUCGCCGCGCCGCGGCCAGGACGGCAAGCCGAUGAUGCAGCUCGUCCCCAAGCAGGACCACCUCGUCUGCUUCCUCGGAGGGGCCAUGAUGCUCGGCGCCGUGUCCGCGUCCGAAGCGCACGGAUCCACGCCGUCCCUGCAGUCGAGCAGCCCGCUGGUGGCCCCCAUCGAGGUCGGGGCGACGGCCGACGCCGUCGAGGUCGAGGACUGGCGGCUGGGCCACGAGCUCGUCCGCACCUGCGUCGACACCUACCAGAAGACCAAGACCGGUCUCGCUCCCGAGAUCGUCUUCUUCCGCACUCCGGCCGAGAUCGAGCACGGCGAGGACUGGUACAUCAAGAAGCCGCCGCCGUCGUUCGAGGGCAAGGCAAACCCGCUGAUCGACGCGCGCAACAUCCUGCGGCCCGAGACCGUCGAGAGCCUCUUCAUCGCCUUCCACCUGACGGGCGACGAAAUCUACCGCGAGUGGGGCUGGCAGAUUUUCGAGGCGUUUGUCAAGCACUGCAAGGUCGAGUCUGGCGGCUUUGCCAGCAUCGACGACGUCGAUGCCGACACGCCGCAGCAGCAGGACCGCAUGGAGACGUUCUGGCUGUCCGAGACGCUCAAGUACCUCUACCUGCUCUUCUCGGACCAGUCGCUGCUGCCGCUCGACAAGUGGGUCUUCAACACCGAGGCACACCCGCUGCCCAUCUUUACGCCGCAGUUCGCCACAACGGUCGAGUAA